Cylindrotheca closterium is the source of this 897-nucleotide messenger RNA. The record is from the annotation of a GenBank genome assembly. Lineage: Eukaryota; Bacillariophyta; Bacillariophyceae; Bacillariales; Bacillariaceae.
AUGGACAAUGUUGCAAAGGCCUGUUCGCAGCUCGAACAGAGUGACGCUCGACUCACACUUCUGAAUCUAAACUGCGAAUUCAUUGGGACCCCAGGAGUGCAAAAGCUGGCGAAGAGUUGCCACAAAUGCCAAGUCACCUCCAGAGAGAUCCCAAUUCCACACUCGCCACUGGCGGGCCUCUGGCUGGAAGCCAACGAUGUGUACCCAAGAGGUGCUGAAGCAGUCUCCCAAAUUCUGCAAUGCUCGCCCGAGUUGAAGUAUCUUUAUGUGUCAAACAACAAUUUUGGAAAUUCGGGUGUGGCACAUUUGGCACAUGCAGCUUCUCGCCAACUUGAUGUAUGCCAUAUCGGUGACAACAAAAUCGAUCACAUUGGAGCCAGAGUCAUUGCAGAUGUACUUCUCGGUGAGGCGAGUGUCGUUAGAACAUUGGUUCUUGAUGGUAACAACCUUGGUAAUGAAGGAGCGACCAUCAUUGCCGAAGGAUUAAGGAAAAACAAGAAUUUGGCCAAAUUGGAUCUGAGAAAUAAUCGAAUCGACAAAGCUGGUAUGCUAGCGUUGUUGCAAGUUCUCAAGAAUGACAACAUGACACUUCAGUAUCUAAUGUUACAAGAAACUGAUGAAGGUUGUUCACGCCAUGCCCAAUCGCCACUGGACAAGUCACCACGCCCCAGGAAACAAUCGAACUUUGACGAUUGUACCUGCGAACGCUGUCAAAUUCUAUUCCAGAUGGACUACUUUCUUGCCAUGAACCGUGCUGGUCGACACUCACUAGCCGACGUCAUGGUUCCAGCCAAUCUAUGGCCCCGAAUCCUUUCCAAUGUCUCCCACUCGGACCCGUCACUCAGAUACGCCAUGUUGUCGUUCUACAAGCCCAACAUUGUACCAGGGCACCCAUAG